This is a messenger RNA of Anopheles nili, 1338 nucleotides long. RefSeq lists its product as uncharacterized. The record is from RefSeq and is a predicted model, not a curated record. Gene Ontology annotation, biological process: proteolysis. The transcript is spliced from 2 exons. Gene Ontology annotation, molecular function: serine-type endopeptidase activity. Lineage: Eukaryota; Metazoa; Arthropoda; Insecta; Diptera; Culicidae. Bases 1 to 1302 code for a protein of 433 amino acids.
AUGUGGAGUUUUAAAAAUCACGAUCAAACGAUCGUGCAGCUUUUACUUGCUGUUGCGAUCGGUCUGGAUCGAGCGAGAACAACGUGGAGCUGCAGUUGUGUACCGGAGAGGUUAUGUCCAGUACCGGACGUCGAUUUACGUCUUACAAUCGCGGAAGACGAAUGUCCUCUAGGGAUGGUGUGCUGUGAUGUGGCUGUUAGUGACACUCCCAAGCAGGUCGUUGAAGGUUUGCCCACGUUUUGUGAGGGCACAUGUGUGGCUGAUCAGGGAAAGUGCUUCAAUGAUGCGUACGACGAGUACGGAUCGGAUCUGAUCGACAUCCGGCUAACGGGGGAUAAUGGCUGCCCGGUUGGUCAGUACUGUUGCCGAGAUUCGGUAGAAGCGAGCCCAACCUGUGACGGAUCAUGCCUCCCGAGAUCACUCUGCACAAUGUUCGAAGCGCCACGUGUUGAGGGUUGCGCAGAAGGUAAGGUUUGCUGCCACAUGAACCAUGCGACCUGGAUGGGACUCGUCAACGACAUCAACGAAAUGGUGGUACCAGUUCCACGAGGAUCACAGCAGUGUGACUGGAGUCCUCAGUCGACCGACUCUCGCAAUCCACCGUGGCUCGUUUCCGUUUGGUCUAGGUUAGAAAUCAUUCCCGGACUUCAACUCGAUCAGUUCAUGUGCUCAGGAGUUCUGAUGGAUCCCGCGCUAGUACUAACCAUCGCCAGCUGCGUGGAACCGCUACCUGUCGAGGAACUGUUCGUGAACAUCGGCGAUCAUGACAUCUCGAGCCGUUCCUCGCUUCGUGCAGAAAAUAUCUACACGAUCGAGCAGAAAGUCGUCCACGAAGAUUACAACAUCUCUGCUCCGAUGCACCAUAAUGUCGCUCUGCUGCGUAUUUCUGGCACUGUUCGUAACGGUGGCUGCCAACCCCAGCUAAGCUCUGAAAAGAGUCUCAACAACUGCUACACGAUCGGGUGGGAUCGCCAGCUCCUUGCGACGGGAAAAUCCAGCAUUCCCGUACAGCACGAUGCACGGGUGAAAGGAUUCGACGAGGAUCUAUUCUGUGCUCCUGGAACCAUUUGUCUGGAUAGUGCGGGUGGAAACUGCGAAGGCGAAUCCUUGCCAGGAUCACCUGUAGUUUGCCAGGGGACCAACUCACAACAACCUUGGCCACUACGAGGUCUGCUGGUUGGUAAUUGCACCGGAAUAGCCACGGAUGGCAUCGCAGCUUGGGUGAAUCAUCAGCGCGCUCCGGAGUUUGUGCAGAAACCGAAAGCAACGGAUCCCUCCCGGCAAUAUCUGCCCGUUCUGUAAACAAAAUACUCUUCCUGGCCAUUGAGGAACACCGAG